AUGGGUGUCACCGGCCUCUGGACGGUCGUGCAGCCCUGCGCCCGCCCCAUCAAACUCGAAACGCUCAACAAGAAACGACUAGCUGUCGACGCGUCGAUCUGGAUUUAUCAAUUCCUGAAAGCGGUGCGAGACAAAGAAGGCAAUGCGCUCCGAAAUUCUCACAUCGUUGGAUUCUUUCGCCGCAUAUGCAAGCUGCUGUAUUUCGGGAUCCGCCCCGUCUUCGUCUUCGAUGGCGGAGCCCCGGUUAUGAAAAGGCAGACCAUUGCUGGCCGAAAGAAGAAACGCGAGGGUCACAGGGAAGAUGCUGUGAGGACUGCGGGAAAGUUGCUUGCCGUACAAAUGCAACGCAGUGCGGAAGAGGAGGACGCUCGUCGACGCAAUAAAAGCCAGAGACAAGAGGAGGAAGAGGUGCCAGAUGCUCCUGUCUACGCAGAAGAGGCUUUUAUGACAGAGACAGAAAAGCAACAAUCUCGCAAGUUCAAGAAGAAGGAUGCGUACCACCUACCUAAUCUAGAUGUCUCGCUUCAGGAUAUGGGAGCACCAAACGAUCCACGCAUCAUGUCCCAAGAGGAACUGGAGGAAUAUGCUAGACAUUUCCACCAGGGACAAGAUAUCAACCUUUACGACUUUUCUAAAAUCGACUUCGAUAGCAUGUUUUUCCUUAGUCUGCCCCCCACUGAUCGCUAUAAUAUCUUGAAUGCAGCAAGGCUAAGAAGCCGACUUCGAAUGGGUUAUUCGAAAGAACAGCUAGAUACCAUGUUUCCCGACCGCAUGGCAUUCUCGAGGUUUCAAAUCGACCGUGUCGCAGAACGUAAUGACCUUACGCAACGAUUAAUGAAUUUAAGCGGCAUGAACGGAGACGAAGCAUUCUACAAGUCUGGGCAGCGCAUCGCAGGAGAACGUGGCAGGGAAUACGUACUUGUCAAGGAUCGUGAACACGAAGGUGGCUGGGUCCUAGGUGUUGUGGGUAACCGGGAAGGCCACGAAGAAAAGCCCAUCGAUCUAGAUCGACCUGAGAUACUGUCUGAAGAGGAUGAGGUAUCUGACGAAGAUGAGUUCGAGGACGUUCCAAUCGAAGGUCUGAACCGACUUCCGAAACUUCCUUUCCUUCAAGAGGGCGUAUUCGACAGGUCGCUUCAGCUUGAAACCGACGAAGGUUUUGACAUGAGAAGGGCUAUACAAGAAUCGCGCCAUAUUGCACAGCGACAGUCAGUGAAUGAUCGUGUACAAGAGGUUGAGGAUGAUUCGCUUUUUGUGGAAGCAGGAAAUAUUGGCGCACAGCAACAGAACAACGACACCGAUGAUUUCUUUGAUGGUGAUGACGAUGACCUCGAACAAGCUAUUGCCCUCUCGUUACAACCAGAUAUACUCGGCGACGAAGAUAUGCCUGAUAUGCCCAUUUCUCGACCGGUCGAACCAGCUCCAUCUUAUGGGAUAGUGCCAGAUCUUGAAUCCGAGAGCGAUGAUGGAAUGGACUUUUCAGCCGCCAUAGCAAGGACGAAGGUUGCGAAGAAGGCCUCAUAUGCACCAAAUCCGUUCGGUGGUCCUCUCCCUUUCGAAUCCAUCAAACUCACCAAAGUCACGAAAGACAAUGAUAAAGCUGGCGAGAUUGAUGAAAAUGCAGGGGGUUUCAUGAAGGAGCCUACAAAGAAACCGAAACAGAUGGACCCACUUCCUCCAUGGUUUGUUGGUGAGCGCUCGGAUGUGGGAUUCAUCGUUGAUCCCAUUGAAGAUCCUGAAAAGGAUGAGCAACUUGCGGCAUCAGAUCAUUUGUUCCUCUCCAAUCGUCGCUCGCCGGAAAUUAUCGAUGUUGACGAAAUUUCCGCCACCAACGAAGUCGUUGAUCUAGAGGAGAAGGAGAAGGAAGAGGAAGAGGAAGGGGAGGAAGAACAGAAAGAGAACCCCAGACAAGUCUUUCAAUUGGAGGACAUUGAAAAGGUUUACAAUGAACUUUCUACAUAUCCGGAUGAGAAGCCUUUGAGCGAACCAGCUCUACCUCCGAUUGAUAGAAAUAUUGAUGGGCCGUCCGCACGCACCGAGCCUUCUCUUUCGCCAGAAUUUGAAGAUGUUGUCCCUCAGCGACCCACCCAAGGCCCCGAGAUCACCGUUGUAUCCCAUCAAAAGGCCCCACCCCAGCCCCAGCCCCAGCUCUUCGAAGAGGUCGACCGAGUGGAGGAUUUCAUGCAGGACCAAGCCGACUACAGUGACCCGGAGGAUGAAGAGCUGUUCAAGCAGCUUGCAGCUGAGGGCGAGGAGCAUGUGCGAUUUGCCAAUACUCUUAAUUCUACUGCUCCCAAUCAGGAAGCCUUCGACUACGAGCAAGAACUAAAACAACUACGGUCUCAGCAGAGAAAUGAACGUCGUGAUGCAGACGAGGUGACUACUAUUAUGAUCAAUGAGUGUCAACAGCUUUUGACGCUCUUCGGGUUACCUUAUAUCACGGCGCCUAUGGAAGCUGAAGCGCAGUGCGCCAAAUUGGUCUCGCUAGGCCUUGUGGACGGGAUUGUCACGGACGACAGUGAUAUCUUCCUCUUCGGCGGAACACGGGUCUACAAAAACAUGUUCAAUCAAAGUAAAUUCGUCGAAUGCUACUUGACUUCGGAUUUGGAAAAAGAGUAUGCCCUCCAUCGACAGAAGCUUAUUAGCUUUGCCCAUCUCCUGGGCAGCGAUUACACAGAGGGCAUUCCCGGGAUUGGUCCUGUCACAGCUCUAGAGAUCCUCACCGAGUUUUCCAGCCUCGAAGAGUUCCGUGAUUGGUGGACUGAAUUGCAAAUGGGUACGAAUGCUGCGGAAAAUGCUCACCUUGCCUUCCGGAAGAAAUUCCGAAAGAAGGCAUCCAAGAUCUUUUUGCCUCCUUCAUUUCCUGAUACCAAAGUUGAUGAGGCAUACCUGGAACCCACGGUUGACGACGACCCUUCCCAAUUUCAAUGGGGUAUUCCUGAUUUGAAUGGGUUACGGGCCUUCCUCAUGACCACAAUCGGCUGGAGCCAAGAGCGGACGGAUGAAGUCCUGGUACCAGUCAUUCGCGAUAUGAAUCGGCGAGAGCAGGAAGGUACACAGUCCAAUAUCACACAAUUCAUGCAAGGCCCACAAGGCGCGGGUGCAUUUGCGCCUCGUGUUCGUGCAGGUGGACCUAGUCGCAUGGAAAAGGCAUUUAGUCGACUGCGCCAGGAAGCUCAGUCAGGCGGAACCUCGCUAGAUGGCGAGCAAGCUAUCGGGGACGGAGAGGGAGUAGAAGAAGCCUCUGUUUCGCAAAGUAAAGGCAAAAGAGGUGGCUCAACCACCAAGCCCAAGGCUGGCACGAAUAAGAAGCGAAAGACCCGUCGUGCCAACUCUCCUGAACCAUGA
Molecule: messenger RNA, 3348 nt
Organism: Penicillium hordei
Lineage: Eukaryota; Fungi; Ascomycota; Eurotiomycetes; Eurotiales; Aspergillaceae
Product: ssDNA endodeoxyribonuclease RAD2
Exons: 1
Coding region: 1-3348 (1115 amino acids)
Biological process (GO): nucleotide-excision repair
Cellular component (GO): nucleus
Molecular function (GO): single-stranded DNA binding; DNA endonuclease activity
Source: RefSeq, a predicted model, not a curated record